AUGCAUCCAGCUUUCGGGAACGGGCGCAAACAACGACCGCAUCUACUCCCUUCUGCAUCGCUCGAGGGCCUGGAGAAAUUUGUGCAUCCGUCGCAGCCGUGGCCGGUGGACCAGAGUGACUCCUGGAAAUAUAAGCCUUUGCCCGAGCUGCCACGCCGGUCGUCAAGCGAAUACAGCCGAUCCGAAAAAAAUCUUGAACACACUCCAAACACCUAUCUCCGGAACGCACCCUCGUUGCGGAGUCGUGAUGCGUCCAGGCGAUACUAUCGAGGUCUGUAUCAUCAAGAAAGCCGUGCGCGCCACCGCACACCUGGAUCAAAUCGCAGAGAGCAAUCCCAACAAGCAUCGAUCGGCCACCGGGGACGGUGGAUAAUUCGUCAAACUUCGUCUCCAGUGCUCUCCCAUGAACCUCUAUGGGCGGACCCGAACUCCUACGCGGCGACAGAAUGGUUCUGGAUGCCCGAAGUCCCCGAGCACGGAGAGGGGGUAAUUUUCCAGCACGCGAAUGUCAGCGUCCCUGAAGUCCCGACAAUCGUCCCUCCGCCGUCGCCAAAAACGAUCGAUUCAAUCGACCCUUCGCUUAUUCCCCGGCCUCUCGGGAUCGAAACAGCCCUGGAGGAGACUGGGACAAAGCUCAAGGGGCAGUCAUCCGUCGUGACAAUCGCCAAUCCUGAUCAUGACAUUUGUCUUUGCCAUUCGCCUCACCCGCGGCACAAUAGAGUGGUGUCGAUAUCUCGCGUUGCGAAAGUCAGGUUGGCAGAGGAGAAGCUGUCGGAAUCUGAAGAAUCAGUGGACAUUGUCUUCCCAACCGAAGAUGAAGAUGUGCAAGACGCAACGGCCCCUACAAGCCCUGAAGAUGAAAAGGAAGAAGGGGUCAAGCGAAACAAGGCUGAAGACGACGAUAGGAGGUCAGUUCGAUCUGCGAGUCAAACCCUCACUAGACUUUACUCCUUCUCCUCCAGCACCAGUUGCGGACCCGUCGUUGAGAGGGAAGAAGCAGGGAGUUCUGGUACAUCGGAUAUGGAGCGUAGUAGAGGGCCGUUCCAGUCCUCGCAGCUCUCCCGGUCUUCCUCACUUCCGUCACCAUCUUUGCACCCCCGGCACCCGGCUCAAAAAAAGCAACUUGCCAUCCCACCAACCGACUAUCAAAAAUUCGGGCCGGAAGCCUGGUUGAGAGACAAACCCAAAUCCAAGGCUGCGGCUAGGCCCAAACCUAAGCUUAGAGACAAUGACAAUCACAAAAAUAAGGAUAGGGAUGAAGACAAAAACCAAGAUAGAGUCGGCCAAAGGCGACGUAUCAGUAAUCUACCACGUUUCAUCCGAAGAUUCCUCCCCAAGGCGUUCUCUUCUGAGCCUGUCGCCGAUCCUCCAUCACAGGCGCAACGGAGACAGCCGCUAAGACAGCCACAACAACAAAGACAACAACAACAACCGCCACGUCCUCCUCCACCGCCUCUUCCGCCAUCUAUAGCACGACCACAGGUACGCCCCCAGUCUCCCGCCAGUUACAACCCAUUCACGACACCCUGGACUCCCCCGUCCACGCGCCCUUAUAUAUCCCAAUAUCGCCCACGAAGCCAUAGAUCCCGCUCGAUCCGGAGCUCCAAACCUACACCGGAGGAAUGGCGUCCGCUCAAGGCUCCUAUCAGCGGAAGCAGCUGGCGAACAAGCUUCAACAAUACAUCGCAAGAGAAGUUAGGAUCUGCAGGGCCUGAACGGGCUAAAAGAAAAUCCAAGGUCAAAGAGAAAGACCCGCUAUUUGCGCCAGACCAGGUCCAAGAGAGGAUCGUCAUGAUGCGACCCGGGCCGGUGCAGAUUCGAGAUGAGAAUGGGGUGUAUUGGUUGUGA
This is a messenger RNA of Coccidioides immitis RS, 1848 nucleotides long. RefSeq lists its product as uncharacterized. Bases 1 to 1848 code for a protein of 615 amino acids. The transcript has a single exon. Lineage: Eukaryota; Fungi; Ascomycota; Eurotiomycetes; Onygenales; Onygenaceae. The record is from RefSeq and is a predicted model, not a curated record.